AGAGGGCAGCAAUACGCCGGUGAUGCGUUUUCUGCCUAAGCAAAGAAGGAGAAGAAGAAGAACACGCAACUACCGUACUAGAGAGGAGCUUCUAUCAUCGCCAUGGGAACGCUGAACAACAUCCCUUUCUUCAACACACCUGGACGGUCUCCGAACAACUAACUAAACUAGGGCACAGUUGUCUCUUGUUUGGUCACACGUCCUUGUUAUGGUUCGCCAAACUGGGCUAACGUGAACUGAGCUACUUCUUGACGUAGAGAAGGCCACACGUCACCGUAUUCAUGGCCGUUUCAAUUGAGGAGGUUUCUUCGUCGCUUGUGCGGGAAUAUCUGAAUCGAAAGGGACUCAAGCGGACCAUUGCCUGUAUGGACGAGGAGCAUCCACGAACAGAGGCCAGCAUCAACAACAGAUCCCUCUUAAGGCAGAUUCUCAACUUGGAGGGUCUCUAUAGAAAGAACAAGGUUGAGAGCUUCCCCUUGAAAACAUUAUUGGAGAUAAUUGUAAAGUAUCACAUCAAUGGCCAUAAGAAUGACAAAAGGACCGGCAAUGAAAGUGACCCCUUGCACUCUCCUCAAUCUGUCUGUUUGAUUGAUGAUUCUACGACAGCGACACCAGCAGGGAUGACUGACUCAAAGUCUGAUCAAAAAGAUAUAUAUCCAUCCUCUUUGUCCGAGACAGAUGUACUGUCAAGUCCUUCUCCAACGGGUUUCCAGGCUUACGAGUCAGAUGACAAACAAAUCCAGCCACUGUUGUCCUCCGCCCAGGACAAUGAGGGCAUGAUGAAAAGAGAGCCAGAAAAAAGGACUUCCACUGCCGAGAGCACCCAGAGGAGCAGAAAUAAUCGAAUCAGACGUGGUAUGAUGGCUGGACCAGUAGCUAGCACAUCACAGGAAUUAAACAACAAAAGGAAGAAUCGAGGGCAAGAAGUGCCGAAGCUGAUCCUGAGAAAAGGAGAAGAAAGCGAUCAUCUUAGAAAUCGAGCUGCUGGGAAAGGCUUAUAUCAAAAAGGCUUAGAGGGGGGCCUCUCUGAAAUCAGCCCAGCUGACUCUGUAUUCGGGCAACAAGAGUUUCCAAGUAUGCCAGAGAGUUUGCAGAGGGAACACAGCUUUGAAAAAUUGGGGGAAGAAAUACAGAUGGCUAGAAGAGUCAAGUCUCUACCCAGGACAACUGUGGCUAAUUUGGAUGUGCCUGAGAUGGUUUUAGAUGACGUUGAUGAUGAUGACAAUACACAAGAGCUCUCCAAAGUGUCCUUUCAAAGAGCCAUCACAGAGCACAGCUCCUCCUCCUGCCCCAUGGAUCAGCACACUGCAAUGGAAUUAAAAGUGGUUCUUCUUGGAUCCAGCCGAAAUUGUUUCAAUGUUGAGUGGAGGAAUCAGGGUUUCACAUUCUCAGAAACGCAUGACCUGAGAUAUGGAAUUGUGCAGAAAAAGGGUGGCCCAUGUGGUGUUCUGGCAUCUGUCCAAGCUUUUGUUUUAAAGAAACUGCUAUUUGAAAACAUCAAACGCAGUGAUGCAGAUCUUCAGAAGUUAAGACCGUCCAACACUACCAGAAGAAAGUGUCUCAUUUCAGCUGUGGCCGAAAUCCUGUGGAGGGCCGGUGAGGAAAAACAAGCCAAACUUGCGAUAAAUUCUGGAAGAAACCAUUUUACUCCAUGUGGACAAUACAAAUCUGAAGGGGUGCUUGAGAAGAUAACCUGUUUCACGGUCGAUAACUCUAAGGACCUGCAGUUGCUCCUGGAGCAGCAUAUCGAGCAGUUUGAGACUGGGCAGUUAGGAUGCCUGCUGCUGACCAUUUCUGCUGUUCUAACUCGAUCUAUUGAAAAAGUAACGGAGGAUAUGGACGUGCCCACCACUACACUCAUCGGGGCCCAUGGUUACUGCACACAGGAGCUGGUCAACCUGUUGCUCUGCGGCAGAGCCGUUUCUAAUGUCUUUGACAAUGACAUGGAGUUGGACUCUGGUAACGGCAACAUGACUCUACUCAAGGGGAUCAAAGACCACUGUGAUGUCGGCCUGCUGUCCUUGUUUGAACAUUAUAACAUCUUAAAGGUGGGAGCUUACCUCAAGACUCCCCUUUACCCCAUCUGGGUGGUGUGCAGUGAAAGCCACUUCAGUGUGCUGUUUGGCCUCCAGAGGGAGCUGUUGACCUACCAGGACAAAGGCCUGGAGUUUGACCUCUACUAUUAUGAUGGCCUGGCCAAUCAACACGAGGAGAUCCGCCUUACUGUUUCUGUCGGUAAUUGGGUUCCAAGCUCUCAAACUGUCGACACUGACCUCAUUCCUCCAAUGGAGCUCUGUAUUCGAACAAGGUGGAAAGAUGCAUUUGUGAAUUGGAAUGACACGGAACCGAUUCUCUGACCUCUCACAUGGCUUAAUGGAAAGGAGCAACGAUUGACAAGAAUCAUUUUAUGUGCAUCAUUUGGUGCAAGAUGCAUUUACAACCACAGUGGCCUUUUAUCCAUAUUUUACUCUAAAUUAUUUUAAUUUCUCUUCUCAUUAGAAAUGAAUAUAAUAUUAAACUUUAAACAUGUCUUAGCUAAGUGUUACCUUCA
Labrus bergylta (ballan wrasse) is the source of this 2551-nucleotide messenger RNA. RefSeq names its product MINDY lysine 48 deubiquitinase 4 (gene mindy4). Gene Ontology annotation, biological process: protein K48-linked deubiquitination. Gene Ontology annotation, molecular function: K48-linked deubiquitinase activity; cysteine-type deubiquitinase activity. Lineage: Eukaryota; Metazoa; Chordata; Actinopteri; Labriformes; Labridae. The record is from RefSeq and is a predicted model, not a curated record.